Molecule: messenger RNA, 1185 nt
Organism: Pyrus x bretschneideri (Chinese white pear)
Lineage: Eukaryota; Viridiplantae; Streptophyta; Magnoliopsida; Rosales; Rosaceae
Exons: 1
Coding region: 1-1185 (394 amino acids)
Source: RefSeq, a predicted model, not a curated record
AUGAAAUUGGUGUCCAAUUUUGGUCCCGGCUUUGAUGCUCCUACAAGCCAUGAAUAUAGAACUUGGAUGCUCAAAGAAGAAGUUGAUGAUGUACAAAGUAUGAUGAAAGAACAUCAAAAGGCUUGGAAGAGAUAUGGAUGCACUAUUAUGUCGGAUGGAUGGUCGGAUGGCAAAAGUAGAUGUUUAAUCAACUUUCUUGUCAAUAGCCCUCAAGAUACUUGGUUCUUGAAAUCGGUUGAUGCAUCGGCCUCUAUUAAGAGUGGAGAUUUGUUGUAUGGCUAUUUGGAUGAUGUUAUUCAAGAAAUUGGGGAGGAGAAUGUGGUUCAAGUUAUAUAUGACAAUGCUUCGAACUACAAGAAUGCCGGGGCAAAACUUAUGGAGAGGAAAGAGAAGGUGUGGUGGACUCCAUGUGCAGCUCAUUGCAUUGUUUUGAUGCUAGAAGAUAUUUCUAAGAUGGCAUGGUUUGAUGACACACUCAAACGUCCUAGGUGUAUUUCAAAGUAUCUAUAUGGGCAUCAAUGGGUACUAGCUUUGAUGAGAAAGUACACUAACAAUUCGGAAAUUCUUCGUCCGGCGGUCACUAGGUUUGCCACUUCUUUCCUUACACUACAAAGCUUACAAAAGCAAAAGGAAAAUCUUGUUACUUUGUUUACCUCUCAAGAAUGGUCGGAAAGUACCUAUGCAAAAUCCCGUGAAGCAAAGUUGGCUAAGCAUCAUGUGUUAUAUGAUCGUGAGUUUUGGGGUCGAGUUUCUUUUUGCAUUAAGGGCGUUCUUCCUCUUGUUUGUGUUUUGAGAGAGGUUGAUUCGGAGGAGAGACCCUUCAUGGGUUUUAUAUAUGAGUUGAUGGAUGCCGCAAAAGAGAAAAUUGCAAGCAAUCUUAACAAAGUGGAGAAAAAAUAUAUGCCUAUUUGGAGAAAGAUAGAUCAUAGAUGGGACGAUCAACUUCAUCAACCACUACAUGCAGCAGGCUAUUACUUAAACCCACAAUUUCGAUAUGAGGAUAAUUUCUCAGAUACUGAUGAAGUGCGAAAUGGGUUGUUUGCUUGCAUGGAUAGGAUGCUUGGGAAAGGGAAAGAACAUGAAGAGGCCGAUGUUCAAUUGGAUUUAUUUACUAAUAAGCGUGGUCUAUUUGCGGAUUCUAUGGCUAUGCAAACUAGGAAAAAGCGAACACCAAGUAAGAUUUAA